Cryptomeria japonica (Japanese cedar) is the source of this 417-nucleotide messenger RNA. RefSeq lists its product as uncharacterized. Lineage: Eukaryota; Viridiplantae; Streptophyta; Pinopsida; Cupressales; Cupressaceae. The record is from RefSeq and is a predicted model, not a curated record. The transcript is spliced from 2 exons. The coding region runs from base 1 to 417 and encodes 138 amino acids.
AUGGGGAGGGUGGCGCCCGCAGCGCGGGGCACCGUCGGCUGCGGACGGCGUCGCCCACAGGCUGCGGACGUCGCCGCCCGCAGUCUGCGGGUGCCACAGGCUACGCCCGCCGCCGCCCGCGAGCGCGGACCCGCUGUUGAACGCAGGGCGGGCGGCGCAGGGGGGAGCCGAGCCAAUGGAACCCGACAAUCCAGCGCCGAGUUUUGCUUUCACGCAGUAGCGGUAGAAGAGGGAGGCGGAGCGAUGGGGAGGGUGGCGCCCGCAGCGCGGGGCACCGCCGGCUGCGGACGACGCCGCCCGCAAGCUGCGGCACCCCCGCAGGCUGCAGACGUCGCCGCUCGCAGUCUGCAGGUGCCGCAAGCUGCGGCCGCCGCCACCCGCGAGCGUGGCCCCGCGUGGGUUACGUGCUGCAUUUAA